UGGCCACACUCUACUUGGCCGCGUGCUCUUGUUUUGAUUUUUUUCGAAACACACAGACAUGGGAGGACAAGGAAAGGCUAUUAACCGCAAGCGUAAGUUCACAGGACGCAAGGCCGAUGAUCCUGAGUUCGACCUGGACAAGAAACACUUCAAGGCGCUCCAUGUGAACGCUAGCGAGAAGCGACUGAUCAUUGUUUUGGAGGGCGCACAGCUGGAAACGGUGAAGGUGCACAACACUUUUGAGCUCCUCAACUGCGAUGACCAUGCGGGCAUCAUGCGUAAAAACCAGCGGGACCCGGGCAGCUGCCGUCCAGAUAUCACCCACCAAUGUCUUCUCAUGUUGUUCGAUUCCCCUUUAAAUCGGGCUGGUCUGCUGCAGGUAUUCGUACGGACAGAGAAGAACGUGCUCAUUGAGAUCAAUCCACAGACAAGAAUCCCACGAACCUUCAAGAGAUUCGCCGGCUUGAUGGUUCAACUGCUGCACAAGUUCCAGAUCCGCGCCAGUGACUCCUCCCGUCGCCUGAUGAGCGUAAUCAAGAACCCCAUUACGGAUCACCUGCCUGUUGGGUGCAAAAAGUACGCCAUGAGCUUCUCUGGCAAGUUGAUGACCAAUUGCCGGGAGCUUGUGCCGCACGGCGAGGAGGGCAGCGCUAGCUAUGACGAGCCCGUGGUGUUGGUAAUUGGUGCCUUUGCCCAUGGCGUUCUCAAGACCGACUACACGGAGGAGCUGUUCUCUAUCAGCAACUAUCCGCUCUCGGCAGCAAUAGCGUGUUCCAAGCUCUGUUCGGCCUUCGAGGAAGUUUGGGGCGUUGUCUAGACAUUUAACCUUUUAUUUUACUAGAAUUAACUUAGCUGGUAAAAGCCUGUAACUUUCAAUCUUGCUAUCAUCUAUAAGAACAAUUUUUGUCACCUGUUAACCAUGCAUGUAGUUGCAUUACGAUGAAGAUUAAAUUAGGAACAGGAAAUAGUUUAAAUAUAUGAUCUGAUUUUAUUUGCAAAGGAGA
Messenger RNA from Drosophila bipectinata, 1004 nucleotides. RefSeq names its product ribosomal RNA small subunit methyltransferase NEP1. Gene Ontology annotation, molecular function: rRNA (pseudouridine) methyltransferase activity; rRNA binding. Gene Ontology annotation, biological process: rRNA base methylation. The record is from RefSeq and is a predicted model, not a curated record. NCBI's taxonomy places the organism in Eukaryota, Metazoa, Arthropoda, Insecta, Diptera, Drosophilidae. Gene Ontology annotation, cellular component: nucleolus; small-subunit processome.